GCUGUGAUGCUGUGGGAGAAAGCACUCUUUUUUCUCCGCACCGCCACUAUUAUGAAGGAUCCUUUUUUCUUUUCACACUUGUUUGUUCACACCAAUAUAAACUUGCAUGUAAAUUCAUUUCUUGCAUCCACAUUACUUUCAAUCACCCCGAAUAAUUUCACCAUCUUAAUUUUUCAUUUCUAGUGUUAUCAUCAAACAACCACCAUAUAGUAAAAGUGUUAUCAGUAAGCAACAACGGUUACGACUGUUCAUCUUCAGUUAUGUCGUUAUCCUCACGGUCAUCCUCUGUCUCACACUAUAAAGAGACACCUGGCUCUCCUACGCCAAGUUUGCCAGACGAGGGUUAUGAUGAGCAACGGAUAGAAAUACCCAAAUGGAUUCAACAAUGGACAGAUGAACAAAAAGCAGAGUUGGCGAUCCAGCUGCUGAAGUCGGUAUCGCCCUCUGUUUUCACAAGAACUUAUACUCGACUGACACCCAUGAACGAGUACAGAGAUUUUUUAGUGCUUUUACCUUAUGAACUUACAGUUCAUUUACUGUCUUUUCUGGAUGAGAGAUCUUUGGCCAUUGUCGCACAGGUCUCCAAAUCAUGGAACAAAUUUGCGUCAGACAACACUGUCUGGAAGACAUUUUACUUUCGGCGCGGAUGGCAUGUGAACCAAGACAUGAUCGACUGGUACCUCCGCUGGGGUGAGUUGGAGGCACAGUGGGCUUUGGGACCAAAAGGCAUGUAUCCCAGGAUUCACUUUGGACCUGAGAGCAUCAAGGAAAAACGCAAGAUGAUGGAUCACAACAUUCAGGCUACUAUGUAUCAAAAUGAUGAAGGACUUGAACUCGUGCAAAGAAAUGCAGUAUCUAGUAUGGCGUAUGAACAAAAUGAAAACCAAGACGGAUAUAGCUCAAUAUCGCCGCGACAAUCUGAAAGUCUUCAUAAUUACCGCUCGCAGGCACUUAAUGACCCCUAUGGUGCCAGCUCGCCAAUAGCAGUCCAUCCUUUAUCAUCUGGCUCACGCAAGUCAUCGACUUCAGAAGCCUCUUCAUUUUUCGAUUUAAGCAACCCUUUACUUCGAUCCCGUCGUCAGUCAUCGAUACGAACACCUCCAGUGCCUCCAUCAGUAUCAAUGCAAGCACCUCCAGCGCCCCCAUCAAUACCAACGCGUACACCAGCACCUCCGCCACUACGAUCACCGGUACCCUCGGUAGGUCAACGUCAUGGUCGAUUCUCCUUGUCUAGUGCAACUUUUAUGCCAUCAAUUCAACGUCCCCGUUUACCAAUGCAUGCUCUCGGGACCAACCUUAUGACGCCCCCUGCUAUGCUGAAAAAAAUUUCUCAUCGCAGUGAUCCCCCAGCCCCUCUCAGAAUGUCUACCUCUCAACGUGUUGGAUUGUCCUCAGGAUCCUCAUCCGUACAUCAACCUCGAUCCGAAAACCCCUUGGAUCAGAAUCUAUCAGAGUCCUUGUCCCCAUCUCCAACUAUACCUACCUCUUCUAGCCCGACUAACAUGUCUAAUGGACCUAAUUCGCCCCUGGCGGCAAAGACGCUUUGGAAUGCUAUUAGGCAUGGAGUGAUGGGGGUCUCCGGAUCAGCAGCGUGGUCCUCAAUAAGUUCCCAUAGGAAUGUAGAGAGUGAGCAUGACUCGACUGGCGAUCAACCCAAUCCUCAACAACAACAACAACAACAACAACAACAACAACAACAUCACCAUCAUCAUCACAGUCAUUCUAUCACAUCACCUUCUUUCCCAGCAUGGCUGAUGCACCUUCCCUCCCCACUUACCAAUGCAUCCUCGCGGCAGCACCGACACUCAGUACCUGCACCAUCGUCAUCCAUCUCAACAGCUCUUCCUAGUCCAGCGAUUAUUUCAAAUGCAGCAGGAGCCACAACAUUGUUCCCACUUGCAUCCAUACCCAAGCGGAUUGACUUCCAUUCACUUACCGCGCCACUUCCUUCAGAAGUUCUAAGUCCCGAUGCUCUUCAUAUCCAUCGCCAUCCUAUUACAAAGAAGCCUAUGAUCAACUGGAAAUUUUUGUGUCAGCAACGCAGAAUAUUGGAACAAAACUGGAAACAAGGCGUUCAUUUUGCAAAGGAACUUCCAGGUCAUACAGAGGGUAUUUAUUGUAUUCAGUUUGAUGAGACCAAGGUCGUUAGCGGCAGCCGAGAUAACACUAUCAAGAUUUGGGAUCUAGCGACAGGUGUCUGUUUAAGGACUUAUGUAGGUCAUAGUGCUAGUGUCCUCUGCCUCCAGUAUGAUGAGGACCGGAUUGUAAGCGGAAGCAGCGACACGAAUAUUAUUGUUUGGGAUUUGGAAACUGGCAGGCCAAUACAACAAUUAGUGGGGCAUUCAGACAGCGUACUCAGUUUGAGAUUUGAGAAGGACAUUGUGGUCAGUUGUAGUAAGGAUCGAACGGUGAAGAUCUGGAGAAUUAGCACUGGGGAACUGAUUAGGACGCUGAUAGGACAUCGUGCCGCUGUUAAUGCAGUUCAACUUUCACCUGAAUCAUCGUCUUCACCUUUUGCUGCGAGUCCUCGGGUAGUUGUCUCUGCCAGUGGAGACAAGACCAUCAAAAUUUGGUCAUUUGAGACUGGUGAAUGUCUACGAACGUUAGAGGGACAUUCGCGAGGCAUUGCCUGUAUCCAGUAUGAAGACAACAUGAUUGUCAGUGGUAGCUCAGACAAGACAAUCAAGAUUUGGGAUGUUGCGCGUGGUGAAUGCAUCAAAACAUUGUCUGGACACGACAACCUUGUCAGGACUUUACAGUUCACAAAUAGACGUAUCAUUAGUGGAGGUUAUGACGAGACCAUCAAGAUUUGGGACCAAAAGACAGGUGAGCUGCUUGCAGACAUGACAGGACGACAUUCUCAUCGGGUCUUUAAGUUACAGUUCAAUGACUCAAAGAUCGUCAGUUGUUCACAGGAUCAAAAGAUUAUCAUCUGGGACUUUGCUGUUGGGGUGGACAUGACUUUUCUGACAUAGUUGGUCACCGAUCAAUUAUGGCAGUGACCAUUGGUUACAACCGGACUUUGCACUCUAUCGUGAGGAGAUUUAGAAAACGACACACGCCCGUAAUUUUUUAUUAUUAUCAUUACUAUUAUUAUUAUUAUUAUCAUUAUUAUUAUUAUUAUUAUUACUUUCACUUCAUUAACAGUGUUUAUUGCUAUCUCGUCCUGAUACCUGUAAUAUAAAGCACCAUGUUUAUCGUUUUUCAUCUUAAUUUCCAUUGUUGCAUUCACUGUACACCCAUCACUAUUUAAAAU
Molecule: messenger RNA, 3256 nt
Organism: Lobosporangium transversale
Lineage: Eukaryota; Fungi; Mortierellomycota; Mortierellomycetes; Mortierellales; Mortierellaceae
Product: WD40-repeat-containing domain protein
Exons: 4
Coding region: 261-2975 (904 amino acids)
Molecular function (GO): protein binding
Source: RefSeq, a predicted model, not a curated record